AUGAAGUUAGUUAAAAUAAGCUUUGUUUGUGAAUUAUACCAAGGAAAAUUAUACAAGAGAAAACAACCUGAGUAUGGGGUCCUAUCUACAGAAAAUAUCACUAUCAAUAUUGCAAUACGCAAUCACAGCUUCCAAAUGGAUGAGAACAAAUUGCUGCAGCAAUUUUUGAACAAACCAGAAAAUCAAGAAUUUAAGUCGCUUCUUGGUGGUAAUCAGCAACAGAAUCAUAGUCAGCAUAGUGAUCAAACCCACAGAGGAAGCCAAGACCAUGAAUUUGCGUAUAGAAGUCAGCAAGAAGCUUUUAAUCAACAUUUGCAACAACGUUUACAGCAACAAUUCCAUCAUUCUAAUAAUCAAUUUCAUCACCAGCGGCCCAAUGCCCAUCAAAUGAUCCAAUCCGUUGGCGAUUCUGGAAUGAUUGAAGAUUUUGUCAAGCCAAAACACCUAAUUUUAGACGAAAUUAGCGAUUCAAUCAAAGUUGAUGGGAGGGAUAUAUCAAGCGCCGAUUAUUCCACCUGGGAACAUAUACUCAGUUCAGAUAAUCUACUAAAGGGCGUUAGACACAAAGGUUUUGAGUCGCCAUCUCGAAUUCAACGUUGCGCAUUGCCUUUGAUUCUCGGGGGAGGGCGUAAUGUCAUAGCACAAGCUAAAAAUGGUUCUGGUAAAACGGCGACCUUUGCACUAGCUAUGCUUGCAAAGGUGAAUCCAUCAAUUGAAUCCCUUCAGGCAUUCUGUUUGUGCCCAACUCGUGAGCUUGCCAUACAAAACAAGAAUGUGAUAGAUGAUUUGGGCAAGUUCACAGGCAUUAAAACAUUCGUAGGUAUACCGCAAUGUCCCAGAUUUGAGAAGACUGACAAAUACCAAUUAUAUGUAGGGACUCCUGGUAAGACUAUGGAUCUACUUAAGCGUAGAAUCUUGCCAACUGAAAAUGUUAUACUGCUGGUUAUGGAUGAAGCUGAUGAGAUGAUAAACCCUGAAAAUAACAUGGGCCCCCAGGCAAUACAAAUUAGAACGCAAUUUAAAAGACCUAUACAAAUCUUACUCUUUUCUGCUACAUUCUCAGAUAACGUUCUAAAGUUUGCCACUCAAGUCGCCCCUCAAGCUCAUUUAAUUGAGGUAAAGCGAGAACAAUUGACCCUGGAUUGUAUUGACCAGAGGUACAUGAUAUGUGAUCAUGAGGAAGAUAAGUUUAAGAAGUUAUGCGAUUUAUAUACUAGCAUGAUCUUGGGUCAAUCAGUUAUAUUCGUGAACUCGAGAGAUACCGCUUUUAAGUUGUCGCAGAGGAUGAAAAAUGCAGGCCAUGCGAUAUCGUUACUAUGUGGCACAAUUGGUGGCCAGGGCGGGCCUGGCAUGACAAUGACCCCAGAGAUUCGUGACAGAAUCAUGAAAGAAUUUGUGGAGGGGGAGACUAAAGUGCUUAUUUGCACUGAUGUAUUGGCUAGGGGUAUUGAUGUGCCUCAAGUGACAUUAGUGGUUAACUAUGAAUUGCCACUAUUAUUUUACGGAGGUAGAGUUGAUGAUAAUUUCGCAAAAAUAUGCAUGGAAACAUAUCUGCAUAGAAUCGGUAGGACUGGGAGAUUCGGUACCAAAGGAAUGGCAAUAAAUUUGAUUACUUCUGCGCAAAUGCCUUUGAUAGAAUCAAUUAAACAGUUUUUCAAUUGCAAAAUCGACCGCCUCGAUUGUGAUGCCGCAGUUAUCGAGUCUAUGGUACAUAGCUUCCGUUAG
Molecule: messenger RNA, 1725 nt
Organism: Babesia microti strain RI
Lineage: Eukaryota; Apicomplexa; Aconoidasida; Piroplasmida; Babesiidae
Product: DEAD/DEAH box helicase
Exons: 7
Coding region: 1-1725 (574 amino acids)
Biological process (GO): poly(A)+ mRNA export from nucleus
Cellular component (GO): cytoplasmic stress granule; nucleus
Molecular function (GO): RNA helicase activity; ATP binding; RNA binding
Source: RefSeq, a predicted model, not a curated record